GAUGUAUUCUCGUGUAGCACGUUUAAAGUUAUUUUACUUAGCAUGUGAUUUCCUCUAUGGCGAACGGAUUUUCGGCAAUAAUAUUUUUAUAAUAUGCCGAUGCCGUAACGCCAGGGAAAUAAAUAUUUUAUCUGUUUUGAGCGACUAAUUGUUUAUUAUAUUUAAUAAAUAAUUUAUAUGUGUUAUUUACUAAGACUUGUAGUGAAUUUUGAAUCUUGAUUUAAACUUUUGCCAGGUGUUAAUUUUUGACAGUGUAUUAGUGAAAUUUUUUUGUUUAUUAAUUUUAAUGACUUGACUAUGGAUAUUAUGGAUGGUACGAGGGGCAAUGGGCUUUCGCAGCUCAAAAAUGGAGUGGAUUAUAUUAAUCCUGGUGAAGAAGAUCAAAUGGAAAUCUAUGGAUACCGUAGGAGUAAAAUCUUUACAAUAAUCACUUGGGUCCUGAUAGUAGCAACUGGUGGUCUCUUGCGUCUUAUAUUCCAUUGGGUGCCGCAUUUGAUGGUACGAGCAACUCAUUCAAAAUGUUCACUCGACGAGGCUGAUACUGUGCUGCUGAUCGAAAGAUUUCAAGGCAAACAUGCGUACUAUUACGUGAAAAAACUAAAGACACUGACUGCUGCUGAUGUAUCUAAAAACGCAUUGGACAGCGAGACACUGAUUGAUGAAUCCUGGAAUGACGCGGCUAGUGUCAAUUCAACGGAUCUGGCUGGCGUAACAACUAUUGAUGAUACUCUAAAGCUGUCAGUUCACUUGCACAGCGGACAUUUUAAACGCGUGUCCUCCAUUUUGAUGUUCACAUGCAAAAAACUUGUUUACAUCUGGGAUAAUGAACGCAGCGAAUUUCUUAAGCUAGCUGGUCUAGAUACUGGUGUUUCUACGUCAACGUUACAUCAAAUGCCGGGUUUGACUUCUCAAGAACAAUUUCUGAGACGCAGCGUUUACGGGAACAAUGAAAUAAAGAUUCCGCUGAAAAGUUUCAUCCAUUUAUUGUGUCUCGAGGCACUGAAUCCAUUUUACGUCUUCCAAUUAUUCAGUUUCGGGCUGUGGAUAGCUGAUGAUUACUACUACUACGGUCUGGCAAUUAUGACAAUGUCUGGCUUCGGCAUCACGAUGGCCGUCAUCCAAACCCGCCGCAACCAGCAGAAACUAAGUUCAACGGUCCAUUCAUCAGAUGUAGCUACAGUUAUGCGAGACCGCACGACUGGUAAAACAGAUUCCAUCACGUCCGAUCGUCUGGUUCCUGGUGACAUCCUAGUGAUACCCCCGCACGGUUGCCUUAUGCCCUGUGACGCAGUUCUUCUUACAGGAACGUGCAUCCUCAACGAGUCGAUGUUAACCGGAGAAUCCGUACCCGUCACUAAAACCCCGGUCCCAUCGUCCGCGGAUAUGAUAUACGAUACCAAAGAACACGCACGUCAUACCCUCUUCUGCGGCACGAAAGUCAUUCAAACUCGAUACUUUGGAGGUGAAAAAGUCCUUGCUGUGAUUAUCCGCACGGGAUUCAAUACCAGCAAAGGAGGACUCGUGCGAUCAAUAAUGUACCCGCCACCAGUGGACUUCAAAUUCGAACAAGAUUCAUACAAAUUCGUUGAAAUCCUGGCGUGUAUCGCGGCCAUCGGCGCUAUUUACACAGCGAUAACCAAAUCGAUGCGCGGAAUACCUGCUCGUGAUAUUAUUCUAGAAGCACUUGAUCUCAUCACAAUUGUUGUUCCACCAGCGCUGCCUGCUGCUAUGACAGUAGGGCGCCUGGUUGCUCAAAACCGACUCGAGAAGAAACGAAUUUACUGCACAAGCCCUCGAGCCAUCAAUGUGUCGGGUUCUAUUGACUGCAUUUGCUUUGAUAAAACUGGAACCCUUACGGAAGAUGGUCUAGAUAUGUGGGGAGUAGUUCCAGCAACAGAAAGGAAAUUUUUCGUCCCUGUUAAGUCAAUUAGCUCAUUACCGGCCGCAGAACUACUAUUCGGCAUGGUAAGUUGCCAUGAAAUAACAAUCAUUGAUGGAUCAUUGGUCGGAGAUCCACUGGAUCUAAAAAUGUUCGAGUCAACCGGAUGGACCCUCGAAGAGCCUGACGUAUCGGAUAACACCAAGUUCUCGAUGAUGUUUCCGACAAUUGUUCGCCCGCCAAAGAAUUCAAGGCUGUUACAAACUCAAGAGCCGCUGCCGGGUAUGUCCCCAGCUCGCCAGAACUCAAUCGCCAAUUCGGAAAUAGAGAACAUGUCGCUACACAAUUUGGCUGCUUCGGAUGCAGAAUUGGCUGAGCAAGGAUUAGAAAUAGGUAUCAUAAGACAGUUUCCUUUCACAUCAAGCUUACAGCGUAUGAGUGUCAUCACCCGGACGUUGGGUGCUACGCACUAUGAUCUCUACUGCAAAGGAAGUCCGGAAAUGAUCCAAAGUCUAUCACGCCCAGAAUCAAUCCCUGCUGAUUUUGCUUCAGUUCUCCAGGAAUACACCUCCGAAGGCUACCGUGUGAUUGCAAUGGGACACAAACCACUCAAUAAAUUAACUUACGCCAAAGUUCAGCGUCUGAGCCGCGAGUCCGCGGAAAGUGAUCUUCAUUUCCUGGGUUUCGUUAUCCUAGAAAAUCGACUCAAGCAAGAAACUACUCCAGUUAUAGAAGAACUCAAUCGGGCAUCAAUAAAAACAGUUAUGGUUACUGGUGAUAACAUCCUGACGGCGUUAUCUGUAGCACGUGAUUGCGAAAUGAUACAAUCAGACAUGCCAGUUAUUGCUGUAACUGCGGUACAAACUGGUCAACAAAAGCCACAACUAUAUUACACCCGUAGUGAUCAUACCGUUUCAUCACCAAUACCCUCAAGCAUUAGCGAAAUGACCGAUUUGAAUAGCAUCAUUUCGCUAGAAACAAUCGAAAGUGGUUCAUUCGUUCGCACAGACGGGGUCUAUCUUUCAGACGACUGCCACAAGCACAGUACUAACAAAUAUGUAUUCGCUGUUGACGGUAAAACCUGGGCAAUCAUUAAACAAUACUACCCAGAACUUCUUCCUAGAAUAGCAACACGUGGUGCGAUUUUCGCACGGAUGUCACCAGAUCAGAAGCAGCAACUGGUCCAAGAGUUACAGGGUCUCGGCUAUUAUGUCGCCAUGGUCGGAGACGGAGCCAACGACUGUGGGGCCCUGAAGGCUGCUCACACUGGAAUCUCACUAUCCGAUACAGAGUCAUCAGUAGCGUCACCGUUUACUAGCCGGGAAACAAAUAUCUCCUGCUUGCAGUCUGUUAUCCGGGAAGGUCGUGCUGCAUUGGUCACCUCAUUCGGCAUCUUCAAGUACAUGGCAGCUUAUUCACUGACGCAAUUCGUCUCAGUGAUGAUUUUGUACGAAAUAGAUUCAAACUUGACCGAUUUCGAGUUCUUGUACAUCGACUUACUGAUCAUAUCAGUGUUUGCAUUCUUUCUACCCCGGACCCAGGCAUAUGAUGGCCCACUGGUCAAAGAUCCUCCGCCGACUAGUUUGGUCAGCACCUCAUCAAUACUGAGCAUCGCUUUGCAAAUGAUUCUCGUCACCGGUUUCCAAUGCUUGAGCUACUGGAACCUCAAGCAGUAUGACUGGUACAAACAGUUUAAUGUUGAAGAGACUGAAGACAAAGAUGACGUUUCCUGUUUAGAAAACUAUACCCUGUUUAUUAUCAGUUCAAUGCAAUAUAUUAUACUAGCCGCAACAUUUUCUAAAGGUCAUCCAUAUCGCAAAAGUAUUUUCACUAAUCACGGAUUGCUUGCGUCCUUCAUUUUGAUGUCAAUGUUCUCUUCAUACUUGGCUAUCUGUCCCUUCGACUGGCUGGCUCAUCAAUUCGAACUGGUAAUGCCACCGGAGACUUCAUUCAGGGUCAGACUAGUUCUAUAUGGUGCAGCUAAUUUGAUCAUUGCAUUAAUCGUUGAAUGUUUCAUCGUUGAUUACCUGAUUUCCGGCAAAUUGCGCUACCGCUGGCACAAUGUCGACAAAUCAAAACGUAAAUUUUUGGCAAUAGAACGUGACAUGUUGAAGAACACGAAAUGGCCGCCAUUGACACAAGAACCCCCGACUCCAGAUGUCGCAGUACCUGACUUGAUAAGACGGAAUACUGUUACGGAAAUAAAAAUAGAAAAGCAUAUUCCUGACAACGCAAGUAACCAUGGGGUAGCUAAUAUUGUAACGCCUGUGAAAUCGGGAAUAUUUUUCAACAAAAGUUCUCCAAGAUCAUUGACGAUGGCUAAUAAAUUUGGCUCUGCACGAGAGGUUACACUCAACCCAACCAGUUUGGUUAAUGACCGACGCAAUACUGUAUCGAUGCAAAUAGUGUCACCUUGUUAUGAAGAUCGUGAGCUAACAGAUGUAACAACGCCUUCACGUAAACUGAUGAAUGGUAAUGGCGACAGUCAUAUUAAAAGACGUCACAAUUCAGAGUCAGAAAAUGGAAUCGACCAGCACCGUGCUAUCAAUCAUGGGAACCCUUCAAACAGAUUGACGUCGAUAAAUCCGAUUGCGACUUUACCAAGAAACCAAUCAAUGCAAAAUCAAAAAAUUAGGGAUAUCAAUAUGGAUAAAAUAAAUAAAAGCGAAGAUUUGAGACGAGGACAAAGUGUUUUAGAAAUGGAUAUUUUGCCUUCUUGAAACGCGGUUACAUCCUUUGUUAAAACAAAGGUUUUUUUAUUACGAUUUAUUGUGCUAAUAGUAUGACACGGGACUAUGAGCAUUUAAUUUUAUUUAACUUGAAAAUUCAAUGCUGCCUAUUUAUUAGAGUUGGGUUCUUAAUUAUUAUGUCAUUUUUGUAUUUUCAAAGUUUCGAUGCUUAAAUCAGUUCUAAAUGUACAAAGAAAAUUUUUCUGACGAUUUUCACUCUUAUAUGAAUCAUAUAUGAACUCGAUCAUAUAAUUCAAUGCUCUAUAUUCAUUAUUGGUCAAAUAUGAUGUAUAUAUGAUUUGUAUAUGAUUAAAAAAAUCCAUUUUGGAUCAGGUAAUCAUCAUAUAUGUGUAAAUAGUCAUAUAUGAACAGAUAUGAAUCAGAUUUGUCAUAUAUGGUCAGAUAUCAUUCAUGUAUGAUCAGAUAUCAGUUAUGUAUGAUCAGCUAUGCAUUAUAUGUGAUCAGAUAUGAGUCAUGUAUGAUCAGAUAUAGAUUAUAUAUGAUCAAAUAUGAAUCAUAUAUGAACUCGAUCAUAUAAUUCAAUACUAUAUUCAUGAUUGGUCAAAUAUGAUCUAUAUCUGAUUUGUAUAUGACUAAAAAAGUCCAUUUUGGAUCAGGUAGACAUCAUAUAUGUGUAAAUAGUCAUAUAUGAACAGAUAUGAAUCAGAUUUGUCAUAUAUGGUCAGAUAUCAGUUAUGUAUGAUCAGAUAUCAGUUAUGUAUGAUCAGCUGUGCAUUAUAUGUGAUCAGAUAUGAGUCAUGUAUGAUUAGCUAUGCAUUAUAUGUGAUCAGAAAUGAGUCAUGUAUGAUCAGAUAUUGAUUAUAUAUGAUCAAAUAUGAAUCAUAUAUGAAGUCGAUCAUAUAAUUCAAUACUUUAUACUCAUUAUUGGUCAAACAUAAUCCAUAUCUGAUUUGUAUAUGAUAAAAAAAAUCCAUUUUGGAUAACGUAGACAUCAUAUAUGUGUAAGUAGUCAUAUAUGAACAGAUAUGAAGCAUAUAUGAUCAGAUAUGAGUCAUGUAUGAUCAGAUAUUGAUUAUAUAUUAUCAGAUAUGAAUCAUAUAUGGACUAGAUUAUGUAAAAUUUAAAUAUGACUGUUAGAAAACAUAUAUGACAUGGAUGUAGAACAAUAUCAUACUAUAUAUGAUUCGAGUAUGAUAUUGAUGUUCAUCAGAUAGGGCUCACAAAUUGCCAAAAUCAUAUUUAGAGUAUAUAUUUAUAAAAUAUAAUAAAUUCAGUAUUAUAUAUGGUCUUAUACAUUAAUAUUACCAAAAUAUAGAAAAAUAAAAAUUUUUAAAUUAUAUGAAUCACAUACACCAACAAAAACAAGCCAAAAUUUUUUAAGAAAUGAAUACUCAAUAUAUAUAAAUUAUUCAGUCUUCACAUACGUCGAUAUAUGGUUUAAUAUUCAUUAUAUAUCGUCUCAUUGAGUAAUAAUUCGUAUUUAUAGAUUUUAUAUGAAUCAGAUACAGUUAAUUUAGAACUUUCACUUGCCAAAAUCAUGUACAGAGUAAAUAUAAAUAAUGAAUAGUUAAAAUAUUUAUCAUAAAUGCUUCAAAUAUAGAAUAAUAUUGAUAUAUGAAUCAGAUAUGAGUCAUAUUUAAUUCGGAACGGGUCAAAAUCAUAUAAAAUAAUUAAUACUCAUAUAAAUAAUUUAUUCACAGAAUAAAAUCAUUUACACAUCAGAUAAAAUUAUAUACGCUCAUAAUGAUAUCAUAUAAGACUAUAUGUGUCAUAUACAUGUCAUAUAAGAUCAUGUAUGGUUAUAUCCACGCCAUAUAAUAUCGUAUAUGUUCAUGUUGAUACCAAAAGUGAUCAUAUGUAUUGAACAUAAGCAACAUAGAAUCAGAUACAUCAUAUAUGACCAUAUGUACAUCAUAUAUGACCAUAUAUAGAUAAAUUAUGAACUAAUAUGACUUAAAAAAGUUUAUAUGAAUCAGAUAUUGUUUAUAUAUCGUCAAUAUACGAUAAAAACUGAAUUUUGUCUAUUUUCUGCUUCACAAAAAUUCAAAUUUUGAGUAAAAUUCUUUUUCAUCAGCAUACAGAACCGAUUUAGAAAUGAAACUUAUGAGAAUAAAAAAAGAUUAUCUGAGACAGAACCACUCUACUAAUUUAAACUAUUGAUUUAUUAUAUAUUAUUUAUAUUUGAGUCCCUUUUGACUCAAAAUUGUCAAUUCUUUCACAGAGUUAGUAUUCAUUACCCAAAUUACAAGCAAAACAAAGUAUUAAUAAAUCUGUACCGUUUUUUUUAGAUCUUAAUAUCUUUGUUCAUAUUUUAUAAUUUAUAGUCUUUGCAUUUUAGGGUUCGUUACUUAUUAAUCGAUUAAUUGAUUACUUAAUUACCGAGUACUUGGCUAUAUAAUUUUACCAACUGCAUCAUUUUUUUCGGUUUUAUUAUUUAAUAUCCGGCUUUUAUAGAGUUAAUUAAUUAUUUUAUUGUCAAUAUUAUUUACACAAUAUUGUAUAAAAAAAUGUAAAUUAACGGACAAUUCUAUGCUUCAAAAAUAUUUAAAAAUAAAUAAAUAAAUAAAUAAUAAUUAUACAAAUAAGUUAAAAAAAAAUCAAAUAAUUUAGGAAAUUUAAUACGUGAUUC
Messenger RNA from Microplitis mediator, 7198 nucleotides. It is a transcript of the gene anne, whose product is annotated as polyamine-transporting ATPase 13A3-like. The transcript is spliced from 6 exons. Gene Ontology annotation, cellular component: membrane. Gene Ontology annotation, molecular function: ATPase-coupled monoatomic cation transmembrane transporter activity; P-type ion transporter activity; polyamine transmembrane transporter activity. NCBI's taxonomy places the organism in Eukaryota, Metazoa, Arthropoda, Insecta, Hymenoptera, Braconidae. The record is from RefSeq and is a predicted model, not a curated record. Bases 298 to 4599 code for a protein of 1433 amino acids. Gene Ontology annotation, biological process: polyamine transmembrane transport; intracellular calcium ion homeostasis.